ACAUGAUGUUCAUGCUCACUCCAAAACAAAUUACAAGUAAUUAAAAGGUUAAAGUGAGAAAAAAAUGGUGCUUCUUGAUCAACUGUGGGAUGAUGUUGUGGCCGGGCCGCAGCCCGACCGCGGCCUCAAACACCUCAAAAAGGUGUACACAAGCCCCAAAGACGGAGGAGAGGGCAGUGGCGUGGUGUACCAGAGGUCUCUGUCGAUGCCGUCGAGCCCAUCGACGCCGGGAACGCCGACAAAUAUGUCGCCGACGGCGGGGAAAAAGGACAAUGUGUGGCGGAGCGUCUUCAACCCGGGAAGCAACCUCGCCACCAAGAACGUCGGAUCUGACUAUUUUGACAAGCCGCAGCCCAACUCCCCUACUGUCUAUGAUUGGCUUUACAGUGGGGAUACUAGGAGCAAGCACCGUUGAAAGUAGUAGAUAAUGGCGGAAUUUCAAUGCAUGCAUUGCCCACAUUUAAUUUUAGUGGGUUUUAGUUUUAUUAUUGUAAAUAAAGUCACCUCUAAAUUUGGUGGAAUUAUGUAGGUUUUGUUGAUUUUCUUAUUUUUGUAAAUAAAGUAGUUAUGUUAUAGGUUAUUGUGAUCUACAUAUUAUCAUGUAAUUUUCCUUUGUUGUUUGCUAUGAAAAUAAGGUUUAUUGUAACUUUUUGUCGCUUCUCGUAAUGGAGCUUUUAUUUUCUUAGAA
This is a messenger RNA of Salvia miltiorrhiza (redroot sage), 688 nucleotides long. RefSeq names its product dormancy-associated protein 1. The coding region runs from base 65 to 415 and encodes 116 amino acids. NCBI's taxonomy places the organism in Eukaryota, Viridiplantae, Streptophyta, Magnoliopsida, Lamiales, Lamiaceae. The transcript has 3 exons. The record is from RefSeq and is a predicted model, not a curated record.